GCGACUACUUCCGGUUUCUAAAUCGCUCCAGUAGCGGAAAUGAUUGAAGUCACAGCAAAGUAAUCUGCGCAGCAUUCACUCAUUUAUAUUUCUGUUUACAACAUUAAACUUUAUUAUUAUAGACGUUGAUUGUUGGGAAAAGUGUGAAAUUCAUUUAUGGAGGAGGAACCGACUAUCAUGUGAGCUGGUCAGUUUAUUUACUCUGACAGCGGCGGGUGUGUGUGUGUGAGUGUGUAUGUUGGUCUGCUGGUAUGUUGACGUUAGCCAGUAAGCUGAAGGGGGAGGAGGGGGUCAGGGCCGGCCGGACCCUUGCAGGAUCCAACGAUGCCUCUCACAGAGUGUCCAUCAGGGACAGACUGCUUAUCAAAGAGGUCGCUGAACUGGAGUCCAACCUUCCGAACACCUGUAAAGUGACUUUUCCAGAUGAGAAUAAGCUCCAUCACUUCCACUUGGCCAUUUCCCCAGAUGAAGGCUAUUACCUUGGCGGAAAGUUCCAGUUCGAGAUCGAAGUCCCUGAAGCUUAUAAUAUGGUGCCUCCCAAAGUCAAGUGCUUAACUAGAAUAUGGCACCCAAACAUCGCAGAAACCGGCGAGAUCUGUCUAAGUUUAUUGCGAGAACAUUCAAUUGAUGGCACUGGAUGGGCGCCGACGCGUACAUUAAAGGAUGUUGUAUGGGGAUUGAAUUCACUCUUCACUGAUCUUCUUAACUUCGAUGAUCCACUGAAUAUAGAUGCAGCAGAGCAUCAUCUGCGGGAUAAGGAGGACUUCAGGAACAAAGUUCAGGACUUCAUCAAAAACUAUGCAAGAUGAUGUCUCUGUUUGCCAUGCAGACCUCUCUCACGUGCAUGCGACUCGUGCAGAUGCAGAUGUGCACAGACCCCGUGCAUCCUUACUGCAGAAGAGACUAAAUCUCAAACUUUUAAUGUAACUUGGGGAAAGAAGAAAACUAUUACGUGUACGGAAUGACAAAUCAGGAUUCGGGGGGAGGGAGGGAGGUUGUGGGAUACUCCUGCAGGAUAUUUUCAAUCAAGGUUGCUUUUACAUCCCCCCACAAAGAGAAAAGAAAGUUGAAAAGACUGAUGAUGCAAAUGAGGAUGUUGAACCUCUCUGAUGUCGCCUCCGAUGCUAGUGCCUCUGUGUUCUUGCCACAUAAAACUGGACGUUUGAUUUAAGCCAAUUUCUGCCGUCUGCUUCGUUCAACUUGACAAACACUGAAAUGUAUUUGUUCGCAAGUGAUGUCAUAGAGAUCCCAAAGUUCAUUGGCUCAUUCACGCCGGGGGAGGAGCUCAUAGCACUGAUGUCUGGCAGAAUUCGCUCCUCGCCGGUUGAUUUACGUGCGGAUUGUGUAAAGCCAUUUCUCGUAACUCAGCACCCGCCCUCGUGUAAAAUCACAGCAGUUAUCAGACUACUCGGUAUCACACGCGCGCACGAACAAAAAUCGGAUUAUCUGUGGGUGCCUGUGAAUGACUAAUGCAUCUGUUUUAGUUCGGGUCUGUGAGUCGUUUGUGGGUGAAUCGCAUGAAAAUGUGUUCAGGGCAUUUGUUUUAAACUGAAUCAAAAAAGAAUAAUUUUGUAUAAAGAAAAUGAAACUAGUGUGUUUUUUGCAUUGGUGGUAUUUUAAUGACAGUUAAGCGCUCUUUGGCAACUCGGAUGGUCUUUACCGUUGCUUUAUUAGAGUAAAAAAAAUAUUUUUUUUACCAUCUGUAUACUUUAAAAGCAGAACUUUUUCCUUAUGUCACAGUGAUAUAAAACAUUUUCCCCAUUAUGGUAACAGACGGUGUAAAUGUAGCUUAAUUGUCGUGGAAAUAACACCAUAAUGCAAAAGACAUUCUUUAUGCAAAAUACAAUUUCUGUCCUUUUGAUUUUAGAGUUCACCUGGACGUGUUCUCGACCGGUUUCGUGAGAUUCACCUUUGCUCUUGUAUGCAGUUUCAUCGGUGUAUAAACAUUUAGCUUUAUCCAUGUGUGCAUGUAUACAUGUCGCCGUGUGCUUGUGUUGUGUUUGUGUGGCAGGGAGAGUGUGUGUGGUAUGAAUAUGUGUCUGAUUUGGUAGCAUGCAGUGGGCCGCUCAACCGCUCAGCCACAAGCAGGAUUUACUUUAUUUUAUUUUUUCUCUUUAGAGCUGUAUAUCCAUUUGUAAAGUAUAUUAAAGACAAAUUCUACCAAUAUGGAGGUUUUGGACUAAUUGUAUUUGGAAGCGUUAGCUGUCUUAAAACCUGGUGAGCUGCCUACCUAGACAAUAAUUGUAAUAGUCGGACAGUGCUGAAAAAUGUAUUUUAGGAUGCGUAUUACAUGGAAUGUGCAAAGAGUUGACAUUUUUGUAUAGUAACCAGAGGGGGAUUUAUCAGAUUCAUUGAAACGUAGGCACUAGUAUGUUGAUAGUAAAUCCAAAGAUGGCUAAGAAAAGUGUUUUGAAAAGUUGUUUUUUUCUCCUGCUGAGAAAACUCCUGCUUUGAUAUUUUGUUUUAUACUGCAAUUGUUUCAUUCCACUAAUAUGAUUGGACAAAAGGCAUCCUGUAAUGGCCAAAAUGCUGUCCAAGUUGUAAGACUUGCCUUCAUCUUCACACUAGAUGGUGCUAUUGUUUAAGAAAUGGUUCUGCAUUUUAGUCUCUUGCAUGUUAAUAGUGCACUUUAUUGUAUAGAUUAAUUAUUUUUUAUUUUAUUACAAGACAUCAAAUGGAAUUGUUGGGAUUGUCACAAUACAUAUUGCUGCAAAGCAGUUUUAUCAGGAGUUAUGCAUUACAACAAUGGAAAGGACGCAUCCAAAGAUGGAGUUUAGGGGACUGUGUAUUAAUAGUAGAUGUAUCGUGACAAUAUCAUGAUAUAGUGAUGGUAUCAGCUGCCAAUAUUAUGGUACUGCAUGACAUUCUACUUUAAAGCAUUUAAAUAAAUACCACUUUAAUUAUAUAUGUAUAU
Triplophysa rosa is the source of this 2914-nucleotide messenger RNA. It is a transcript of the gene ube2f, whose product is annotated as ubiquitin-conjugating enzyme E2F (putative). Lineage: Eukaryota; Metazoa; Chordata; Actinopteri; Cypriniformes; Nemacheilidae. The record is from RefSeq and is a predicted model, not a curated record. The transcript is spliced from 10 exons. Bases 252 to 809 code for a protein of 185 amino acids.